Messenger RNA from Mercurialis annua (annual mercury), 1518 nucleotides. Its product is annotated as ribosomal protein S7, mitochondrial. Gene Ontology annotation, biological process: ribosomal small subunit assembly; translation. Gene Ontology annotation, cellular component: mitochondrial small ribosomal subunit; ribosome. The record is from RefSeq and is a predicted model, not a curated record. The transcript has a single exon. Gene Ontology annotation, molecular function: mRNA binding; structural constituent of ribosome; rRNA binding. Lineage: Eukaryota; Viridiplantae; Streptophyta; Magnoliopsida; Malpighiales; Euphorbiaceae. The coding region runs from base 12 to 458 and encodes 148 amino acids.
UUCUCAGCUAUAUGGGGGGCUUGGAUGGUGAGCAAAAAAAAUUGAUCAAGAAGUUGGUCAACUUUCGCAUGAAAGAAGGUAAAAGAACGAGAGUUCGUGGUAUUGUUUAUCAAACUUUUCAUCGCCUAUCUCGAACUGAACGCGAUGUAAUCAAACUUAUGGUUGACGCCAUAGAGAAUAUAAAGCCCAUAUGCGAAGUGGAAAAAGUAGGAGUAGCAGGUACUAUUUAUGAUGUCCCUGGGAUUGUAGCCAGGGAUCGUCAACAAACUUUAGCUAUUCGUUGGAUCCUUGAAGCAGCUUUCAAACGACGUAUAAGCUACAGGAUAAGCUUAGAGAAAUGUUCAUUUGCUGAGAUACUGGAUGCUUACCGAAAGAGGGGAAUUGCACGUAAGAAAAGGGAGAAUCUUCAUGGACUGGCUUCCACCAAUCAAAGUUUCGCGCAUUUCAGAUGGUGGUAAAGUGAGACCACAUAAAGAGUUUUUCCUCAUUCAGUCAGAUUUUUCAGUAAGAUAUGGUUUGACCCUUUUUGUUUUUGUUUUUUUAUUCAUAUAGAAAGCCGGCCUUCCUCAUACUCCUCCCUUCCUUCAUUGAGUUGGAGGAAUCCAUAGGAGGCCCGCCCGUUAUGCAUUGCAUGAAAGAACCUUUCUUUGUAUGACUUCUCUUUUGCCUCAGGUCGAAUGAAUACGAAAGGGAGAUCAGAUCAAUCAAAACAAAAAAAAGGCCAUGAAUGAAGAAGUAGUGGGCCUUUCACCCUCUUUCUAGUGACUCGGGUAAAUGCACUUCAAAGGGAGGGAAGCUAGGUUUCCCAUGUUGGUAUGGCCGAGCAUAAAAGAUUUUGAAGUUAGGUCAAAAAGAAGAGGUAAAGAGAGAGAAGAGAAACGGAACCGAUAGCCCCGAAUUAUGUCAGGGCAAGAGAAAGAAAAGUAAGGACUCUCGUUUUCCGCAUACGCAUAUAGGCUGUGAAAAAGAAGUCCACUUUUAUAUUCUAAUAGAGAAAGAGGGAGAUUCGUCUACUUUCUUAAUAAGGUAAGGGAACGAACUUCAAGUACUUCGUAGGACGGCGCCGUUUGCUAAGAUGUGCUUCCACAUCGUAAGCUUUAGUGCACAAGUCGUCGAAUCCCUUAAAGGUUUUGGGCAGGAGUAUCGACGACAAGUCGUGCCUGAAGUUGUUCAUGCACAUCUUGAGGAGCUCUUGCUGAGUCAAGGACAGGCAAAAGUAAGGGCUCGUCACCUUGCAAUGAACUCCGUGACAGGUUCAUUAUCCCUUUGCUUGGUCUUGAGUUGAGAUUGGCCCCUCCUAUUGCGGAACACCAACCCGCUCAUUUCCCUCAAGAUCCUCUGCUUCCCCCCAUCAUCCUCAUUCGAUCCUGCCUGCCGAAGAAGGAGAAGGGCUAAAAUACAAAGGCAAUUAGCGCUAGAGAGAGGCACUAGCAAGACAACGCGCAGCACUCUAAUCUAAUGCACUAAUGCUAAUGCACGCUAACUACCCCUAAUCUAAUGUGCUACUACCGCGCUAUA